This is a messenger RNA of Branchiostoma floridae (Florida lancelet), 1404 nucleotides long. Its product is annotated as protein ABHD15-like. The record is from RefSeq and is a predicted model, not a curated record. The transcript has 4 exons. Lineage: Eukaryota; Metazoa; Chordata; Leptocardii; Amphioxiformes; Branchiostomatidae. Bases 1 to 1404 code for a protein of 467 amino acids. Gene Ontology annotation, molecular function: short-chain carboxylesterase activity; monoacylglycerol lipase activity.
AUGGAGAAUGCUGCACCUGAAAACACGAGCGACGAAGAAGACAAUUUCCUCAUCUUUCUCCUGCUAAAAGGAGGCUUGUUUCUCCUCAUCUUGUACGUUGUGUGGAUAUAUGUGGACUUCAACUACGACCCAAGGCCAAGGCUGGUCUCCAAGAACUCGUCGUUACGACCGUACUUUCUGCAGAAGUGCCUCGGGUUGAGAAGCCCUUUCGUCCCAACCGUCUGGGCGUUCAGUCCGCAUGUCCAGACGGCCUUGUCGACGGUAGUGUGUCCGGCUACGGUGCCGCGGAUUGAGCGGGAGUAUCUUGAGAUGAAGGACGGUGGAGUGGUGGCGCUGGAUUGGGCUACCUUUGAGGAGAAGGCGGUUAACGAUCACCGGGACGUUGUGAUUGUGGUCUGUGGUUUUGCGACGACCGGUACUGCCGUAGCGAGGAUCUGUUACGCCGCCUGGAGCCGGGGUUUCCAGCCGGUGGUGUUCAGACAGCGCGGGUACACCGAUGUACCUCUCACAACCUCCCGCCUUCAGAGUUUCGGCGAUCCCUCGGACUUCCGAGAGGCCUUGAAAUACGUCCGAGCGACGAACCCGGGUUCUGAUCUCACCGCGGUCAGCCUGAGCACGGGGUGCGGGGUUCUAGUCUCGUACCUGGGUGAGUACGGUUCGUCUUCCUACCUCACAGCAGCGGUGUGUAUCUCACCAAUCUACUGCGCUGAGACCUUCUUCUCUUUCCGGGAUAUCUCUAACAUUUACCGAUGGAUAUUGCUACAGGGGCAAAAGGUAUUGCUUCUCUCGCACGUGUCUUGCCUACAAAAAGUUGACGCGUUGGAUGGUACUUCAGCACUAAGGACGGGGUCAAUGGCGGAGUUUGAGGAAAUGGUGUUUGCUAAAACGAACGGGGUUCACACGAUGGACGAGUAUUGGGAACAGAACGAGCCAAUGAGAGAGAUAGACGAAGUGGCUGUCCCUCUAUUGUGUAUCAGUAGUAAAGACGACCCACUAGUGCCUGAAGAGAGCAUCCCAACAGAACUGUUCCUAACCUACCCUCACUUCUUCUUGGCGCUGACCGAGAGGGGAGGGCAUUGCGGGUUUUUCGAAGGAUUCCGACCAGAGACCAGGGCCGAAAGAUUGGCUUUUGAACUUUUGCGGGCUGCACAAAAACUUAACGUGGCCGCCCACGCAAACGGGAAUGGAAUUAUGCACGAGUCUAUCGUGGUUACACCGAUGAAGGUUAGACAUCCAGAAAAAAAGACUUUGUCAGAGAUUUCAAACUUAAAACUAUUGACACGCAAUUGGAAACGGUUGGAUGUCGGCCACACCGUUACCUGCUCUCCUGGCGCAAGAUUGCGAGGCGGUGGUAGCGGGGGCGCGGGGCGCGUCAACCCAGGCCCCAACAUUUCUGCCGGCUGA